GGUCAUACUCCUUCCACUAAUUCAGCAGGUCCUCAUUGACCGUUCGCUAGCUGCGCUCUACAGACAUUAUGGAAGCAUUUCAGCUUCUUUCUCGUGGAGGUGCACGAUUUAACAAACAAAGAUUCAAGUCUGACGUCCAAAUAUUCAAUAAGGCUGCACCACCAAAAGAUGUCAAAGGAAAGGGGGUCCUGACACAGUUACCUCCAGAGCUAGACUUUUUUAAAUAUGCCAAAGCUUCUUCCGGGAAGCGCAAAGCUGAGGACAAAGAGAGCGAUGUUCAUGCCGAAGGCAAGCAAGAAAAGAAACACCGCGUGACUGCCAAAGGAUCAGAUGUGCCUAAACCAAUUGCGUCCUUCGAGGACCUGCGCGAACGAUAUAACGUCCCUCCACGUCUACUAUCAAAUCUUUCUGAAAACAGUUACAAAUAUCCUACUGGAAUCCAGGCUCAUGGGAUUCCAAUUCUGCUCGAGCGCCGUGACCUCGCUGCCAUCUCGCCGACUGGUACGGGUAAAACUCUAGCAUAUCUGACUCCCAUCAUAUCUGCCCUGGGUUCCCCGAUAUCUAGUACGAAGAACGACGGAGGUCGUGGAGUUAGAGCUGUGAUUCUUGCACCGACUCGGGAAUUAGCACACCAGAUACACAAUGAGUGCCUGAAACUCGCCGCUGGGCGUAAAUGGCGCACGGUCCUGUUUAGCAAAGCUACAGCUAGUACCCUGAGCGACAAGAACGUGAGAGACAAAGUAGACAUCAUCAUCAGCACGCCCCUUCGGCUAGUGGUCUCCAUUCAGGAAGGAAACCUGGAACUGAAUAACGUGCAGCAUCUUGUAUUAGAUGAAGCCGACCGAAUGCUUGACCCUGAAUUCUUGUCUCAAGUUCAAGAAGUUAUCGCAGCAUGUACUCAUCCGAACAUACAAAAAGCGGUCUUUUCCGCUACUUUACCUGCUGGCUCAGAGAAACUUGCGAUGGGUAUCCUCAGGAACCCUAUACGAAUUAUUGUUGGUCUUAAAGACACACCGCUCCCUUUGAUCGCACAAACUCUUACAUAUGUGGCCGAUGAUGCCUCUAAGCUCCCAAGUUUGUUAACGUAUCUUUCUCAACCAUACAAUCCACCUCUACUCGUCUUCACAUCUACUCAACCAAGAACAACGUCGCUUGCAGAAGAGUUGAUAAUGAACGGCAUUUCAAAUGUGGAUUGUCUUCACGCCGGGCUAACAAAAAAACAGCGUGAUGAGGCGGUGAGCAGGAUGCGCCGUGGCGAAAGCUGGGUCAUGGUGACCACAGAAGUCAUGGCUCGUGGCAUGGACUUCAAAGGCAUCCGGGAGGUGAUCAAUUACGAUUUCCCAACCAGUGUCCAGAGUUACGUCCAUCGAAUAGGCCGUACAGGUCGCGCCGGGCGGGAAGGGAAAGCCGUGACUUUUUUCACAGAUGAAGAUGGACCCUUCUUGAAAGCUAUUGCCAACGUGCUGUUACAGUCCGGCUCUUCUGUCCCAGAAUGGAUUCUUAAACUUCCGAAACCAUCAAAAAUGAAGCGAAGACAGAUGGGCAAGGUGAAGCGAGAAAAUACUGUGAAUGCGGCCCGCAAAAUAGGUCGCAAUGAUGCAAUUAAGAAGAGGGACAUGAUUGCGGGCUCGAAGAGGCGGAAGGAGAAAGAGCUUCGUGAGACCGUUAAAAACAACGGCGUCGGGGAAGGGGAUAGAUCAGAUAAAUGAUUCUUCUUUCGAAAAUUUAAAAACAGCACUGGUAUUCUGAGAUUCUUUGAGCUCUUGGAAGCUUGAAAAUGCUAUGUAUUUCCUUGCAAGGAACUAUCCCUGGUCAAGAUAACGACUCAUUCGAUCGGAAUGUACAUAAUGAUAAUCGAUGGUGAAGGGUGAUGAUGAUGUGAAGAUGUGACAAAGAUCAUGGAUUUCGGAGCCCUGAAGGUUUGCUU
Molecule: messenger RNA, 1927 nt
Organism: Suillus discolor
Lineage: Eukaryota; Fungi; Basidiomycota; Agaricomycetes; Boletales; Suillaceae
Product: P-loop containing nucleoside triphosphate hydrolase protein
Exons: 12
Coding region: 69-1709 (546 amino acids)
Biological process (GO): maturation of SSU-rRNA
Molecular function (GO): RNA helicase activity; nucleic acid binding; ATP binding
Source: RefSeq, a predicted model, not a curated record